Messenger RNA from Acanthosepion pharaonis, 2403 nucleotides. The record is from the annotation of a GenBank genome assembly. NCBI's taxonomy places the organism in Eukaryota, Metazoa, Mollusca, Cephalopoda, Sepiida, Sepiidae.
AUGGCGAAAAUAUUGGCCUUUUCAUAUCUAGAGUUUACCAUUCUUACCCACAUGUCCACAUGGACUUUGCCUCUUUCUUUAUUUGGGUUUUUUUUUUCUCUCUCUCUUCUCUUUGGGUAUCUCUCUCUCCCCUGGUGGGGGUUCUAUUUCUCCCCCUCUUGCUCUCUCUCUCCUCUUGGGGUAUCUCUCUUCUGCCUCUCUUUCCUCAUCCAGCAACUCCUUCCCCUCCUUCCUCCUUCUCUCUUGCCUUUUCCUGUCUUUCCUUUUUCCUCCUACCUUCUCCUGCUCUUAAUUUCUCUUUCUUCCCCUUCUUCUUCCUCCUACUCCUUCUUCUUCCUCCUACUCCUUCUUCUUCCUCCUACUCCUUCUUCUUCCUCCUACUCCUUCUUCUUCCUCCUACUCCUUCUUCUUCCUCCUACUCCUUCUUCUUCUUCUCCCUCCUGCCUGCUUGCCUCCAUUAAUUGCCUACCUAUCAUUUUUAGCACAGAUAUUCAAACAGUAGGUACUUUCUUCAUAAAUUGGCCCCUUUUCAUAGCUCAAGGGAAACUACAGAUACUCGUCUUUUACCAGCCUUGGAACUACCACUGUGUGUACUUUUCUCUCACUUUUAAUCUUUUUCAUUUCUGUCACUUUUUUCUCUCUCUCUCGCACUUUUUUCUCUCUCUCACUUUUUUCUCUCUCGCACUUUUUUCUCUCUCGCACAUUUUUCUCUCUCGCACAUUUUUCUCUCUCGCAUAUUUUUCUCUCUUGCACAUUUUUUUUCUCUUUCUCUCUCACAUUUUUCUCUCUCUCUCUUUUUUUCUUGAUUUUUUUUCUCUCUCUCUCACACUUUUUCUCUCUCUCUCUCACACUUUUUCUCUCUCUCUCUCUUUUUCUCUCUCUCACACUUUUUUCUCUCUCUCUCACUUUUUCUCUCUCUCUCUCUCUCACUUUUUCUCUCUCUCUCUCUCUUUUUCACUUUUCUCUCUCUCACUUUUUCUCUCUCUCUCUCUCACACUUUUUUUCUCUCUCUCUCUCACACUUUUCUCUCUCUCUUUCUCUCUCUCUUUUUUUUCUCUCUCUCUCACCUUUUUUUCUCUCUCUCUCACUUUUUCUCUCUCUUUUUUUUCUCUCUCUCACACUUUUUCUCUCUCUCUCUCUCUCUUUUCUCUCUCUCUCUUUUUUUCUCUCUCUCUCUCUCUCUCUACUUUUUUCUCUCUCUCUCACUCUUUUUUUCUCUCUCUCCACACUUUUUCUCUCUCUCUCACUUUUUUUUUUUCUUUCUCUCUUUCUCUUUUUUUUCUUUCUCUCUCUUUUUUUUUUUCUUUCUCUCUCUCUCUUUUUCUUUUCUCUCUCUCUUUUUUUUCUCUCUCUCUCUUCUUCCACUUUCUUUCUUUCUUCUCUCUCACUUUUUUUCUCUUUCUUUCUUUCUUUUUUUUCUUUCUCUCUCUCUUUUUUUCUUUUUUUCUCUCUCUCUUUUUUUCCCUCUCUCUCUUCAUCUUUUCUCUCUCUCUCUCUCUUUGCUUUUUCUCUCUCUCUCUUUUUUUUUCUCUCUCUCUUUUCUCUUUUUUCUCUCUCUCUCUUUUCUUUUUUUAUCUCUCUCUCUCUCUUUUGCUUUUAUCUCUCUCUCUCUUUUGCUUUUAUCUCUCUCUCUCUCUCUUUUCUCUCUCUCUUUUGCUUUUAUCUCUCUCUCUUUGCUUUUAUCUCUCUCUCUCUCUCUCUUCUCUCUUUUAUCUUUUUUCUCUCUCUCUUUUGCUUUUCUCUCUCUCUCUUUUUUCUUUUAUCUCUUCUUUCUUUUUUAUCUCUCUUUUUUUUUAUCUCUCUCUUUUCUCUCUCUCUCUCUUUUGCUUUUAUCUCUCUUAUCUUUUUCUCACUUUUCUCCAUCUAUUGCAUUUCUCCCUCUUGCUUGCUUUUAUUUUUCUCUUUCUCUCACUUUUAGUUCUUUCUCUCUCUCUCUUUCUCAUCUUUUUCUCUCUUUUUCUCUCAUUUUUCUCUUUUUUCUUUCUUUUCAUUUUUUCUCUCUCUCUUUCUCUCUUUUUCUCUCUCGCUUUCUCUUUCUCCUCUUCAUCCCACUUGAUAAUGUCAUAUGAUUCAUUUGAUAUGACUAAACCAUUAGUUGCACAGGGAGAAAGCUUAUCACAUGAGAUGGCGAUCAUUUUUAAUAAACAAGGUUUAAAAGAUAUUCGUCCACCCUGUGUAGCACAGAGCUUCAUCAAUCACAAUGCUGUCCUUUAUAAAGUCUAUGUUGUGGGCGAUGAGCAGUUUGUCUGCGAGAGACCUUCCCUGAAGAACCUGACUGCUGGAGAUGAUAAAACCAUUUUCUUCCACACAAGCGAAGUAUCAACCCCAAAUUCCACCCACUUCUUGAAUGAGGUAAACCCUUUUUUUUUAUUUUGUUUUGGCUACCAAAAUAUCUAUGCCUAA